GUUAUCACAGCUCAACACUGGUCCACUACAUCUUGGUAACCGACUGUAUAGAUCGGUAUGAAACUUCCUGAGACAACUGCGGAACAAUUCUCACUGAGAACUUCGUUUGAAGCGGUCGCAGUUUCUGUCCGGAGCCAUAACAGAGUGACACUCGAUCUUUAGAAGAGGGAAAAGAGAAGAUGGCAGGAGCAAAAUCAGCACUGGUGCUGUGCAUGGAUGUGGGGUUCUCCAUGUCCAACUCUGCCCCGGGUGAGGAGCCUCCCUUUGAACUUGCCAAAAAAGUCAUCCAGAAGUUUGUCCAGCGUCAGGUUUUUGCUGAGACAAAGGAUGAACUGGCUUUAGUUCUGUUCGGCACAGAUUCCACCAAAAACCCUCUGGACCAGGACGGCCAAUACCAGAACAUCACCAUCCACCGCCACCUAAUGAUGCCAGAUUUUGAGCUUCUAGAGGAAAUUCAGAAUCAGAUCCACCCAGAGAGUCAGCAAGCAGAUUGGCUGGAUGCUCUUGUUGUCUGCAUGGAUCUCCUACAGAGAGAAACUAAAGGGAAGAAGUACGAUCGUCUCAACAUUGUCCUUCUGACUGACCUCAACACGGGUGCUAGUGCAGACCACCUGGAUGUUAUUAUUGAAAACCUGAAAAAAGAUGGCAUCACCUUGCAGUUCUUUUUGCCUUUCCCUGUGGAGGAGGAUGAGGAGGGUGGAGGGGAUGCAGACAGAAGAGGCCCCAGUCACCCUGGCAUGGGCAAAGGUCUCUCCAGGGAGCAGAAGAAUAGCAUGGACAUGAUGAAACACAUCAUGCUGAGCCUGGACGAGGAGGACGGCCUGGAUCAAAUUUAUACAUUCACGAAUGCAAUCGAGCAGCUGUGCAUGUUCAAACGCAUCGAGAGGAGACCGAUGUCCUGGCCCUGUCAGCUGACUAUUGGAAGCUCUCUGUCCAUCCGUAUCGUUGGGUACAAAGCUGUGACAGAAGAGAAGCUGAAGAAGUUGUGGAUAUCAGUCGACGCUCAAACCAAUAAAAGAGAGGACUUGAAGAGAGAGACUGUCUAUUGUCUGGACGAUGACAACGAGACGGAGGUGCAAAAGGAUGAUACCAUUCAAGGUUUUCGUUAUGGAAGUGACAUUGUUCCCUUCUCCAAAGUGGAUCAAGAGCAGAUGAAAUACACACAUGAUGGGAAGUGCUUUGCAGUUCUAGGCUUCACCAAACAGAGCCUGGUACAUCGUCAUCAGUUCAUUGGAAAUCAGGUCAUCAAGAUAUUUGCUCCCAAAGAUGAUGAGCAUGCAGGAGUGGCCCUGUCGGCCGUCAUCCGGGCGCUGCAUGAACUCAAAAUGGUGGCCAUUGUGCGUUACGCCUAUGACCGACGCAGCAACCCUCAAGUGGGAGCAGCUUUCCCUUGUAUCAAGCAGGACUAUGAGUGUCUGUUGUACGUCCAGCUGCCAUUCACAGAGGACCUCAGACAGUUUACAUUCCCUUCUCUUGAAAACAACAAAAAGUUCACUCCCUCAGACACCCAGCUGUCUGCUGUGGACUCUCUCAUUGACUCCAUGAUGUUGGUGGAGGAAAAUGAGAAUGGAGAACAAGUAGAUAUGUUCAAGGUCCACCAGUUGCCCAACCCUGCCUUCCAGAGGCACUUCCAGUGUCUACAUCAUCGAGCAGUAAGCCCCGGUACCCCUCUUCCCCCCAUGGAGCCGUGGCUGAAGGCUGCUCUUGAGCGCCCUGAGGUCAUUAGUGAACGUUGCCAAGCUCCACUGGAGGAGAUGAGGAAGACAUUUCCACUCACAGAAGUAGAGAAAAAAAAGAAAGUGAAGACUAGUGCUCAGCUUUUUGGCAAAGACUCUGAGGAACCAGAUGCCAAGAAGGCAAAAGGAGAUGAAGAAGAGGAGGAGUAUAACCUGGCUGACAUCGCGGAAGGUUCUGUUACUUCGGUGGGAAGCGUGGAUCCAGCCCGAGACUUCCGCAUUCUGAUCAAACAGAAGAGCCGUCCAUUUGGAGAGGUCUGUCAGCAACUGACUCACAGGAUAGAGCAGUUGCUUAGCAACAAGAACACACAAUACUACAUGAAAAGCAUCACCUGUAUCCAGGCUUUUAGGGAGCAGUCCAUUGAGCAGGGAAAUGCUGAUCUGUACAAUAGCUACCUCCAGUCCCUGAAAAGGAGCAUCCCAAACAGAGGGCUUGAGGUCUUCUGGGACCUGCUUGUUCAAGAUGCCAUAACUCUGAUCAGCAAGGACGAGGUUGAGGGAAGUACGGUGUCCAGAAUUGAAGCUAAACAGUUUUUGGUUGCUGAGGAGAAAAAAGAGGAAGCGGCUGCACCACCAGCUGGAAGAUACAGGAGAUGUUGAUGACUUGCUGGACAUGAUGUAAGAAGGGAGGCAAUGGGAGUGACUGCAGUGGAGAUGCAGAAAAAUGAGAAGAAUGCUAUCAUUCAGCCUGACCAAACCAAAUCAACUCAGCCGUCCAUUGUUCUGCCUCCCACUUGGUGACUCCUGACACUUUGUAACUAGUGUUGAUGUUGAAGUAAGUGCAUUAAAUACUGUGCAGAACAGGGUUUGACUUAAGUGAUGUUUACACCAGUAGUGUCUUUAGAAUCCACAAAACUAUGCUGAAGGCUUUAGAUGCAUUUUGUUUGAAAUGUCUUAAUCUGGAAGUUAAGUGGAAAUUUUUUAUCAGUGUCUUGUUAUCAUUCCAUGAUAAUGUGCAGUAAUGUUGGAUACAGUGAAUGUUUUAAAUAUCCAGAUUUAUGAGGAUGAGGUACCUUUGGGACAUAACAGAAGACAGCACUUCAGUGUCCAACAAACUGCAAAUUUAUUAUCUUUGGUCAAUAAAGCUAAAUGUCUGAAGAACAAAA
Molecule: messenger RNA, 2842 nt
Organism: Lates calcarifer (barramundi perch)
Lineage: Eukaryota; Metazoa; Chordata; Actinopteri; Centropomidae
Gene: xrcc5
Product: X-ray repair complementing defective repair in Chinese hamster cells 5
Biological process (GO): DNA recombination; telomere maintenance; cellular response to gamma radiation
Cellular component (GO): Ku70:Ku80 complex; nucleus
Molecular function (GO): telomeric repeat DNA binding; double-stranded DNA binding; damaged DNA binding
Source: RefSeq, a predicted model, not a curated record